Dermacentor andersoni is the source of this 6992-nucleotide messenger RNA. RefSeq names its product Golgi-associated PDZ and coiled-coil motif-containing protein-like. The record is from RefSeq and is a predicted model, not a curated record. Lineage: Eukaryota; Metazoa; Arthropoda; Arachnida; Ixodida; Ixodidae. Gene Ontology annotation, molecular function: transmembrane transporter binding. Gene Ontology annotation, biological process: negative regulation of protein localization to cell surface. Gene Ontology annotation, cellular component: Golgi apparatus; trans-Golgi network transport vesicle; membrane.
AGUCUGUCGAUGUUCUGUUUCGCUCGCGUGCGAGGAGGGUGAGCGGAGCUCGCGUUUGUUACGUUUCCGAAUAUUUGCCGUGGCACUUCACCAGUUCACCCUCGGCGGGCAUGUUUUGCGUUUUUGUUUCUAUGACAUGCUCGAGGGAUACUGAAAAUCCUCCCAGCGACAGGCCCUGACGGCGCGCACCGAGUGAAACGUGCAUGCACUUUCCUUCGUGUUUGGUGCCUCUCAAAUCGAACGCAUCAUCGCUGAACCGAACGUCUCGCUUUGACGUCCAUUCAUCAUGGCUACGUCCGCCGUGGCCAUGAAAUGGCUGGAACUUCUGGAAAAGGAGUUUGACAGGGCCUACCUGGACUUGGACAUUCUUUUGGGAGAGGUGGACGAGGAGCAGUGCGACAUCACGUACGAAGCCCGGCGGAGGAUGUCUGCCCUCAGCAGCGCCUUCGCCCAGCUGUGUCACAAGGCUCAGACUGUGUUCGAAACCAACGAAAAACUGGAGUGUGAACUACAGGAGCUCAAGUCCGAUCUGUAUGAGGCGCAAUCAACUAGUGCUGUGCUGAAUAAGGAGCUUCAGCAUUUGGUGCUGCAGCUGCAUUCAGCCCAGUUGCAAGUGUCUGCGCAGAUGGGGCACGCAGGCGACUCUACUGCAAUCAAGCAGAAACUGGAACAAGAGAUGACUAUGUACCGAAUGGACCUGGGCCGUGAGAUGCAGCUAGAGGCAGAGGUGGCCCAGCUGCGCAAGGAGAAUGCUGCACUUCGCAGGGACAUUGUGUCCCUGCAGAGUGAAGUGUUUGGGGCCAAGCUGGCUGCCAAGUACCUUGACAAAGAACUGGCUGGCAGGAUCCAACAGAUACAACUGCUUGGCAGAGACCUGAACCCAAGUGAACAUGACCGGCUUUGGAAUCAGCUCGAGUCUGAGAUCCACCUGCACAGGCACAAGGCAGUAAUCCGAGCCUGCCGAGGCCGCUCCUCCAAUGCUGCUACCCUGGCUGGGCCAGAGCUUGCAAUGCCUGACGAAGGCACUCCACUACGCCGCCACCAGGGAAUCGGGGAUGUGCGGACCGUGCGGCUGACCAAGGGCAAGGACGAGGGACUGGGAAUCUCCAUCACGGGUGGUCUAGAGCAUGGUGUUCCCAUAGUCAUUUCUGAAGUACUCCCAGACAUGCCAGCCUGGAGGAGCGGCAAGUUGUUCGUUGGAGACGCCAUCCUUGCUGCCAAUGGUGUCGACUUAAGGGAAGCAAAGCACAAUGAUGCUGUCAAGGUUCUUUCGGGCUUGCAAGGUGAGAUUACACUCAAGGUCCUGUAUGUUUCACCUGAUGAGGACAGCGAUGAUGAAACACAAGACAGCCAGCACCUAAGGUACCACUUCUUUUAUCCGGAAGACAUCAGUGAAACUAGCGUAGCUCCAAGUGAUGACGAAAACGGUCUGGUGGAUCGGUCCCUGUCACGCUUUGCCACAUCACCUCACACAACACCUGCCCAUGGGGCCACCACAGCAGUACCUGGUAUUGCAGUGCCUGCUACACCCGAAGCCAGAGCAAAGCCCAACGAGAAUAUCGGCCCAGAAGCCCCUCCUGAAGUCAAAGCCGUUACCCAUGCUUCUCCUGCCAAGUCAGCCACUGAAGUGAAUGGAACCACUGUCACUGAGCAAAGAGUUGUUGCUACGUGAAUGGAGCCAUGAGCUUACCACAUGCUGUGAUGAGCUUAAAAUUUUUUACAGCUUUUUUCCUGGCAGUACAGAACAGCAGUUUUCCAACUCUCCUGCUGCUCUGUGCAGCUCACACACGCUUGUUGUUACUAAAUUAAAAGAUUGUUUGAGUACAAUGUUAUUUCAUCAUUCCAAACAGCUGUUGAUAUCUGUACUUUUAUACACAUUUGUGUCAAUUUUUCUUAGCAUUCAGUUUCAUUAACAAUGUCGAAUAGACUCCUUAAACUAUAGUUUACUUGCAUGUACAAAGUGUGUUUAUGGAGGUGUCUCAGCUUUUAUUGACGAUUUGUAGGGUGUGGCAUGGAAUCUCACAUUUUACUGUCAGUAGCAUAUGUUUGUGUACGUUUUUAUACUUAGCAAAGUGAGGAGUGAUGCUAGCCACAGCCAGAAAGUGUUUUGAAAACUGUUGUCACUUGAGCAUGACUGCUUCAUUAGCUCGUGCUACUGUGAACUGUGUUAAUUUCACACUGCAGCUUAGCACAAUGCACAUUCCACUACCACAGUGCCUUGCCUCAAGGCAAGGCAUCAGGUGUGCUGGUGCCAAAGCAGCUGCACAAGCACACCCGGCAGCUGGGAACAGCGCCUUCUAUGGCAAAGAGGCAUCUUUGUCGCACAAAACGGCAAGAGCUUUUUAUGGUAUUGUGGCCAGAAUAGGCACCAUUUAAUUCGUCAGUGCAUACCAAUGUCUUAGUGGUCGUGUGUAGCUGACAUGAUGACAAAGAGGAUAAUAAAAACACCGCCCAAACACUCCGUACAGAUGGUUAACUAACAAAGCUGAAACGUGCGGCCCGCGUGUUUAUCACUGGGUUAAUUUCAACGGUUCAUCAAACAACGGCUUGGUAGGCUGCUGGAUCCUCUGUACGCAGUUGGUGCUUGCACUCGGCUGCACGAGCCUGUUCUUGUGCCCGUGCUGCAGCACCGGCAGGGCAUAGACCAGCUCAUUCUCGGUUCUGCUCAUUCUCGGUUGCUGAUCAAAAGCUGCCUGCUCCUCAGCAGUACGUAUGGCGCGUGGCCUACCCAUUUCCCCCCCCCCCCCCCCCCCCCGUGCAUGCUCAUGGGCUUGCACCAAAGGACUGUACAGGCGACAGACGGUUGGGCGGACGAAUCGGCUGGCCAUAUACAGCUUCACUGUAAAAAUAAGACAUUGCCCAUGGCCACCACUGCAGAUUGAAAUCGCAUCACCAUGGCAGUAUGAAUCUGGGAGCUGGAUGUUCUAACCGCUCAGGUAUUAUGUAAUUGUGGCUUGGCAUAUUGUGUGGGAUUUGGAGUAUAAGACUGGUUCAAGAAAACUGUGCACGUAUUUCGGAAGCAACAGCAGACAAUACAGUCACGCACCAUAGCUUAUGCAUAAGCAGGCAAAUGAGAGCAAUGAAAGGGCAGUCGCCAGCCAGGUAGCUUGGUCUGUAUAUGUCUCGAAAGCAUUCAAAGCUAAAUUGGCAAUGAUAGACUGCUCAUCACAAGUAUAUACAUUUUUAUUCCCCCUGACAAAGGCUUCCUAUAAUAUAUACUGUGUUGUAUGUUGUGUGGGAUACCUGCCACGGUGACUCAGUGGCUACGAAAAUGCGCUGCUGAGCAUGAGGAUGUUGGUCAGAAUGCAAAAACACUUUUGUGCCAUGCUUUAGGUGUUUCCCACAUCUUUAAAAUUAACCCAGAGUAACCCCCCUCCCUCUGCCCACCCACUACAGCAUACUGCAUAGCCCGCUGUGCAGUUUCGGCAUAAUAAAUCCCAGAAUGUAAUGAACAUGUUGUGCAGAAUGCACUGUAUCUCAAGAAUUUGAGACGUUUUUGUUAUACAUGUUUGUAGCAGUGGCGGCUUGAGAUUGUGCUGCAGUGAAAGCUGGAUUCCAAAAGAAUACAGUAACCUUCCAGUAGUGCUGAACAUGUCCUUCUUUAUUGAUGUUAUUUCAUGCUUAUCAUCCACCACUCCCAAAAGCUGGCAUUUUGGCAAGGAACCCAGUGAUGAAGCUUGAAGUUAAUAGAAUUUCUAGCCUCGAUGGCUUGUUGGCGUGAAUUGUGUUCACAGAUUGUGCAUUGUGCUAUGCUGUGGCAUUGUGAUGGUUACUGCAUAGGUUCCUGCAAGCUUUUUCUUUAUUUUUAAUUUCUGCACGAAAAUGUGUACACGUUGGAACAGCGUCUACGUUAGCAGAAGCAUAUGGGCCACUGCAUACAUGACCAGCAUAUUCUGUAUCAUGUGCUAGGGCUCCUGUGACAAUCCUGGCGCUGUGAAGAUUUUAGGUAGUGAAAACGGGAGUCCUCAUUCUCUAAAGCCACAAGGUGCUGCAGGUGCUAUCGAGGCCAUGCACAUAGCUUUGUCUUAGUUCCAGUUGGAUUCAGUGCAUCUUGAGUAUUUUGGAUGAAGAGUAUGCAAUGAUUGUACCAGAAUAAGCUUUCCAUGUCUUAGCAGCCUUGGAUAAAACAAAUAUAACUGCUUGAUGAAAUUUCAUGCUGGUAUACUAUUGUUUUCUCUCCAUUAGGCUUGCUAAGCCUAAACAUAGUCCUAAAUAUUAUAACAAAGUUUGGAUCUUUUGUACAAGACUGCUUAAAAUUAGUUGAUGCAUGUGGGGUGUUCAUUUUGCACCUCAUGAUUGAAACUUGUGUGAUGAUUGAUUUGCCUAGUGCACUGGUGUAACCACUCCUUAACAGUUUGUAUAUAUAUAUAUAUAUAUAUAUAUAUAUAUAUAUAUACACCCUUAAACAAUGUAUAUGUCAUUGACUGUGGUUGUCAAGCAUAUGAUGUUAAAAACCUUUUGGUGUAGGGAAGUGUAUAGAGCUGCACAAUUUCUUUUGAGGACUUCAAGUGCUGAAAAUUAAUUUGAAGCCCUCCACGACUGUAGCUGUGACAUCAGAGAUGUCACUUUGGAGUGUAAAACCUUGUCAUUUGUUGGCCAGGACUGAAGCUUGGGCUAGUUGCAACAUGAAGACCACUUUUUGGUACUGCUUUACUGAUCUCCAAUCAUUUUUUUGUCCAUAUAAGUUCUUGAAAUAGAUGUGAAGAGUGUUUAACAGAUGUGGUUAGGAAGGCAGGAGGUAGUAAUGAAUGACAAGACAUAAUUACAUACUAAACAUCAUAUUUAAUUUCCAUAUUAGUGUUGAUACUUGCAAUGUUGCGAAAUGAAAAAUUGUAACUUUGCUUGUCCGACAGCAUGUUGUGAAGCAUAAACUUGUGAGACUGUGCAGCUGUGUAUUUUAUUUUGAAGUCUUGUUCCUCACAAAUGUUUAGUAGUCACAUUAUCCAUCGUGAAAAUAGUAGCUUUUUUUUUUUUACCAUAGCAUUUAUUUUUACAGAUCUUUCAUACAUGGAGUGCAUUGAUGUUGCUGUGAAAUACAGGAGCAGAACUGAUUCGCAUACAAAGUUACUACAUUUAUGCAGUGUUCAUUUCACAGCCAUACAGUCACAUCCAUUUUAUUGCUUAGUGUGUGGCACAUGCCAGAAAAAAAAUCAGUCAGUAUUUGUGCCUUUCAUAACAAUUUGCAAAGGAAGUAUAUUCUGCUGUGUCAACAUUAGUUAUUUAAAACACAGAACUGUUGUAGAACUCCGCUUGUGAAUGAAACAUUAUUUAGCACUGAAGCUAAAAGUGGCACUGAAGCUGUUAUCAACAAAGUAUUUCACUGUGAGGAACUUGUAUACAGUAUCACAGUUUUGCCCUAGACAACUGUAAUGCACUUGGUUCAUUAUGCUAGGCUUAGGUGACUACUGUAUAGAUUUUCUCUAAAGUCUUCUUGUAGCCUAUGAAGUUCACACACCAGUUCUAAGUUUUUGGUUUAUUUUGUCUCGCACACUACUGGCUUUGCUUAGUGUGUGUGAAAUUCGCAGUAUGCUUGUUGAUGUGAUUGCAGAAAUAGCAUUUUUGUGCUAGUGUAACUCUGACAGGUCUGGGAGAAACAGCAAAGGAUUGAAAGAACCUGCUUGAGCAUUUCAAGCUCAAGCAUUGCAAACAAUAUCUUCACUUGGAACACACCAUCUCAUCAGCAUCAAAUGUGCUACAAGAGGGUUGAAGUUCUCAGUUUAGUGAUUUGCUUCCAUUGAAGCUGCUGCUUUAGGAGAUUAAACAGCCAGCUCACAGUAAAGACUGGCUCAUAAGGCAACCCAGGAGAUCGAAAUACAUCACUGUAGUGUACAGUCUGAAGCAACUUGAAAGUGUCCGCCCCCCUGCAGAGUGAUAAUUGAACAGCAUCAAAACACAGUACUGCAGCCAGUUUUAGAAAUUGCUCCAAGCUUGGUUCAUUAUUUGGUUUCACAAUGCUUAGCAACAUCCACAGAAAAAUAGAUCUGUACAUGUGUUGGUGCUUAUGCAGUAACACAGUCAAUGUAGUGGCGCUAUAGCUCUGCAAAUCUGUGCAGAUAUGAGCAAUCUUGUGUAAUUGUGUGUUAGAAGUGGUCCAGUAUGUUAUAAUGUAAAACUACUGUUGAUGCUUUGCCUUCAUCUGUGCCUUUGCCAAAAUAUUUUUCAGUACUUAUAAGCUGCUUCAACCACAAAAUAUUUGGCAAGAUUUUACUGGCAGCAUGUGCCUGUCAUCUCAUAUCUAUCCAUUUGAGUGCUCCUACAUGCAGUGUACUGGGCCAAUCCCAAAGAUGGCCAUGUUUGGUUAAACUUGCACUGCAAUCUUGCAAUCCACAUAUGGAACCCUGAACAGCCACUUACCCGUAAAAAACAGCUGUUUUUCCACAAAAACCUUCUCCAAAUCUACCUAGGGUCUAGUGACUGCUUGGCCAAUUGCCUUCAUGCUGUUCCACGCUGUACAGCAAAAGAGAAUGUCAAUUGGCUUUAUCCUAACAGGGCGUGUUCAUAAUGCAUAUACCAUGUGUAUUUGGCUGAAACACACUGUGCGAUCUUUAUUUGAAACAUGCAGUACAGUCCAGUACGAGAUUCAGCUUGUUACCCAGUGACCGGCACUGCGGGUGAAUUAUCCAGGUGCAAAAAUGUGGUCGCCUGCGUCUGUAGUCUGAUGACAUGAGAGGAGAGCUGUUGUUGCAGAAAUGACACUGCAGCUAACACUGUCUUUACUUCUGUGCAUCAUCUACUCAAACUUGCUGCUCACACUUUUUUAUGUUGCAUCACAUAUCAGGCUGUUCUAUACUACUUUUACCCACUGCAAAAAAAUUUUGUAAAACACAGCUCCCAUAUCUGGUGUGAAUGUCUAGUCCUAAGCCACACAUUUUAACAUUGCAUUUGUUAUUCAGUGUUCCUUGAAUCUGGGCAUGUUACAUUGACUUCUCAUUGCAUGCGAGGUGCAUAACUUACAAACAUAGAAAUAAAAUCAUAAAAUGUGUUGUCUUGCA